UGAUAUUGUAACAACGAUUUUUCGUCGCUCUGGUUGCUUAUUAGAGUCUACACUUAGUUAAUAGUUUAAUAUUAUUGUGUGUGCGGUGCACGUGAGUGUGCGAAUCCGCUUUACUUGCUGCGUAUAUCAUGUAAUGUGCAAAAUCUACAAAGUGCAUGUAACGUGUGUAACAAUCAAUUGUUGCCCCACACUCUCUGUGCGAGUGUGAGUGUGACCAAGAGUGCGUGUCUGUGCGUUUGUGUGCGUGCGCGUACAAGGCAGCCAGUGGGCGGCCCAUAAGGAGUCUACCUAUCAUCGCAGACAAACACACCCAGUGUUUGCAGCACAGCAAUAAGGAUGUAUUUGGCUUGUGUCUGAGGUGUGGAGCAGUCGCCGCUGAAUGACAAAUGUAUGUGUCAUUGCUAUUGGGGCUCCUGGACGCAAUUAAUUUGAUGUUUGUUUUUAUUUCGCAGCAGCCGCAGCAGCAGCAGCAGCCGCCAUGCCAAAACGCAGCAAGCGCAAUUAUAACAACAACAAUAACAACAACAGCGACACCAACAGCAAAAAGAACAACAUGCAAGUCUUUUAAGUGCGCGUAUCAAGCAAAGCUUAGACAACGUCAUGAGUCGUCAGGAGCCGUUAGCUUCACAGACGUCGUCGUCGUCGUCGUCGUCGCCAGGAGCGAUAACAACAAUAAGAACAACAACAACAACAGCAGCAGCAUCAGCAGGGAGCACAACAUGUAGCAAAAUCUCAACUUCAACACCACAAAAACGUGAUGAAUCCGCGCAGGAGCAUCAACAGGAGUUCAUUGAUCGCAGCCUGGCCAGCGAAAUUGGCGUGUGCGAUGCCAGUGCCAUAUGCGACAUUUCUGUCAAUAGUAGCUGCAGCGACGCCAGUCCAGUUGCCAAGCGUCAACUGAGCUCUGCCAAUUUGUCCCGUAUACGUCCGCAGUCCAGUUACUCGGCGCGUGUGCUCAUCUUUGAAGAUUCCGAUCAUGAGGCAGCCGCCGCAGCAGCUGCUGCUGCUGCGAGUGCGGAUGCGGACGCUCUAAGGAUUGCUCAGUCGGCGGCCAGUUCCUUUAAUGCAAGCGGCGCUGAUGCCAGCAGCGGCGUUGAAUUGCUGCCCGUAUCGCCGGCCAAAUUGGGAGCCAAUGAUUACAGCAAUAGCAACAAUGGCUCUUCGAUCCUACGCAAUCUCAAUCUAACCAAGAGCUCGUCGGGUGGCCUAUCGGGCAGCUCCAGUUCACUGCACUCUCGCGGCUAUACGGCGCUGCUGCGUAAGAUCUCCUAUCAGCAGCACACGAAUUCUCUGCGCGCCGUCAGCAGCGAAGCGUCCAAUUUGCUGCGUAUGCGUCAUUCCUCGCUAGGCAAAUCAGCGCCCUGCCUAACCGGCAACUAUUUUCGACACGAGUUGUGCUCUGGUCCAGGGCCAGGCGCAGGAGCAGCAAGCACGACUGUGCCCACGGCGGCCUCACCCGGUUUAAAUAUUUCGCGCUCUGGCAGUGGCAUUGCGCUGUCCAAGCAUCAUCAUUUGCAUGGGGUGGUCAUGCGAGGCGCGAAUUCGGGCGCUGGUGGCAGUGGAUCGAGCGGUGUGGCUCAUCAUCGCCUGAGCCUGGUUACCAAUGCUGCAGCCAUAGCAGGUGGCUCCCGGGCACAUUCACCCUAUUCAGCUAGUCCGGUGGACAGUCCACGCCUGAAUUCGCCCAUGCCGUUCGCAUUUGCGCCCAUCAAACGCAUCGCCUCCUGUCGUGGGGUUGUCGACGGCAGGCGCUGGUCGGUAGCAUCGCUGCCCUCCUCGGGCUACGGCACAACACCAGGCAGCUCUAAUUUAUCGUCGCAAUGCUCCAGUCAGGAGGCGCUUAAUCAUUUGCCGCACAACAUGCCGCCCCCUGGUCAGGAGGAUGCAGCCGCAGUAGCAGCCGGCGCCUGCUGUGCGGAACAUUUAAAGCAGCAUUGUCCCAAACAUUGCGCCUUAUUGCUAGCCGCACAAAAGCCACAACAGCCGCAUGCACCAAAGCUUGCACAGCUGCAGCCGCAGCCAUUGAAACCACCGAUCGCUUGCAUUAACUGCUGCGCCGACCUGAGCGUGGGUUGCAGCGGGAAUGCUAAUGCCAACGCGAAUGCGUCUAAUGCCUCGAUGUCGUCCUUCCCGUGUGGCGGUCGCAUGUCUCCCUGUUUUCGACCGCGUUCCCGUUCGCUAUCCAGCCCAUCUCGGUCACCCAUUGUGGACAGCGAGAUUGCUGUAAUGAAUACAUUGUAUAAGGAGCGCUUCCCCAAGGCUACACAGCAAAUGGAGGAGCGCAUGAAGCACUUUAUCAAUGAGAACAAGAGCGCUGCUUGCAGUAGUUUUCGUGAUUCACAGCCCAUCGUGCGCUUUGUGCAUCAUCAAGUUUUGGAGAUGGCGCGUGAUUGUCUGCACAAAUCGGAGGCUAAGUUGAUAACCUCGCAAUACUUUUACGAGCUAAGCGAGAAUCUAGAGCGUCUUCUGAUGGAGACCAAGGAGAAAUCGCCGGAAGCUGCUGCCGAGCUAAGUGGCGUGAUCAAAAAGCUGCUGUUGAUUAUAUCGCGUCCAGCCCGUUUGCUGGAAUGUCUUGAAUUUGAUCCGCAAGAAUUCUACGAGCUUCUUGAGGCAGCCGAGGGACAUGCCAAGGCCAUGCCUGUGAUCAAAGCGGAUAUACCACAGUAUAUCAUACACAAGCUUGGUCUCAAUCGUGAUCCCAUCGCGGAACUGCAGCAGGAGCUACGUGAAACGCAGCAAAUGUGCUCCGAGCAUGUGACUGGUGGGGACAAGCUGCUGGAUGCGCAGCCCAGGGCAUUAUUGCUGAACUCGCCAUUAACCUGUGCGGCCCAGCAACUGAGCAACCUGUCGCUGGACAACAUGUCACUGGACGCUGGCAAUUCGGGCGGCAGCGGCACCUGUACGCCACAGCCAAUGUUGCCACAGCAGCCGCCACAAACGCCGGUGGGCUGUGAUGGCCAACCAACGCCUAGUUUUGCAUUGGCCAUAAGCCAGCUCAAUACGUCAGCGGAGACAGUUGCUGCGCAACAGCAACAACAACAACAACAACAGCAGCAACAGCAACAGCCAGUACCGCAUGAAAACGACUUUGACAUUGCCAAGCUGAUCUCAAAUGGCGCCUAUGGAGCCGUGUAUCUGGUGAAGCACAAGACGACGCGCCAGCGCUUUGCAAUGAAGAAGAUCAACAAGAAUAAUCUCAUAUUGCGCAAUCAGGUGGAGCAGGUGUUUGCCGAGCGUGACAUAUUGUCCUUUGCAGACAAUCCCUUUGUGGUUAGCAUGUAUUGCUCCUUUGAGACCAAGAAGCAUCUGUGUCUGGUCAUGGAGUAUGUGGAAGGUGGCGACUGUGGCACCCUGCUUAAGAACAUUGGUCCGCUGCCCGCUGACAUGGCGCGCUUCUAUUUUGCCGAAACAGUAUUAGCCGUGGAGUAUCUGCAUAGCUAUGGCAUUGUCCAUCGAGAUCUCAAGCCGGACAAUUUAUUAAUCACAGCACUCGGCCACAUCAAGCUUACCGAUUUUGGCUUGUCCAAAAUGGGUCUCAUGUCGUUGGCCACCAAUUUGUAUGAAGGCUACAUUGAUUCGGAGACGCGACAGUUUUCCGAUAAGCAGGUCUAUGGCACGCCCGAGUAUAUAGCGCCCGAGGUGAUACUGCGUCAGGGCUAUGGCAAGCCCGUCGACUGGUGGUCCAUGGGCAUCAUACUGUACGAGUUUCUCAUUGGCUGUGUGCCAUUUUUUGGGGAGACUGCCGAGGAGUUGUUUGCGCACACCGUUAACGAUGAUAUUGAUUGGCCCGACAGUGAGGAUUGGCCCGUGCAAUCGGAGGCCAAGGACAUAAUUUCACAGUUGCUACAGCAGAAUCCGCGCGAUCGUCUGGGCACUCAGGUCGGCGCAUUGGAAGUGAAGGAGCAUUUCUACUUUCAAGGCAUGGACUGGAAUUCGCUGCUGCGCCAGAAGGCUGAGUUUGUGCCGCAGCUGUCACACGACGAUGACACCAGCUAUUUUGAUACCCGCAUGGAUCGCUACAACCACGAUCUGGGCGAUGAAGAUACCGAUGACACCGACGAUACGCCCGUCUUUGGCAGCUUCAACUCCUACACUCCGCAAUAUCGCAAACAGCAUUAUAGUUGGUCACGUCACGCAACGGACAGCGCCAAAGGAACGCCGACAACGUUGCCUUCGCGGGCACAGGAAACCGCCACAGCGACGGCGACCAUAGCUGCAACGGGAGCGCUGCCCAAGCUCAAGCCGUCAGCUGCGAGCCAAGAGGGCGUGGUCAACAAGUUCUUGAACACGCCUCAGUUGCGUAAACUGGAUCUCUCAUCCAGUUGCCUAAAGGUGCCCUCCACGCCUGAUAGCGAAUUUUUGCCGGAACUGUUGCAUAACGUCACCAUUGGCAACGAUGCUGAGCUGCGCAUGCUCAAGCAUUAUUUGCAACAGCCAACGCCAGCGGUUGUGCGUUUGCAGCAGCGGCACAGUAUGCCACCGAACACAACGACCAUAAUUAGCACACCGGCAACACCGCCACCACCGACACAGUCGUCCACGGCGACACCGCAACCAAUAAGCGUGAGCAGCUUCUCUCGCAGCACUCCGGAGAGUUCUCAAACGGACAGCGAUGACUUCUCACCGCAGAUUAAUCGCAAGCGCAAGGGCGUUUGUGCGCGUGACAUAUUGCCACGUUUCUCCAUCUCGAUUGAAGAUGAAACCAUCAGCGCCGGAAGCUCCUCCACGGAGAACAUGAAUAUACGUGAGCAGUCGCCCCUGGCACUGCAGCAUCAACCCAAGUCCAUGGACAGCAGCAGUGGACCCACUUCUUAUGGCGUCAAGCAUCAUCGGUCGCGCUCCAUAGUCAAAUCUGCAUCGGCGCUGGGUCUGUCGCUAAUGUCGUCGCUGGACAACACGCAACUGGCGGCACAGCUUUGUGGCAUUCAGUCACCGGGGAGCGCUGGUGGUGGCGGCAAUGGCUCCAGCACAGCUAGCUCAAGGGAUACAUCUCCCUGUCGCGAACUCUCGCCGCUGGUCACCAAUCUCAAGCCACCCAUUAUUAUACGCCGUGGACCACGUGGCUUUGGAUUCACUGUGCACACUAUUCGCGUCUAUUAUGGCGACACAGAUUUUUAUACCAUGCAUCAUUUGGUCAUGGCCGUCGACGAGGGCAGUCCCGCGUUUGAGGCAGGUCUGCGACCCGCCGAUCUCAUCACCCAUGUUAACGGCGAGCCCAUACAGGGCCUAUUCCACACCCAGGUAUUGCAGCUGCUGCUCAGCGGCGGCGAGCAUGUGACACUGCGUGCCACGCCCUUGGAGCACACCAGCAUACAGAGCGGUGGUCGCAAGCGUGACCUCAUGCAAAUCAAGCUGGCCAAAAAGGGCGUUAAUCGCCAGAAGAAGCAAACGAAGCGAGAGCACGACAAGAAGCGCAAAACGUCGCUAUUUCGCCGCAUAAGCAGCAAACGUGCAAACGCCGAGAUGCAACAGUUCUCGGCGGGCACUAAUUCACCCACCACGCCAUCGGCACGCAAUCUAUCGCCGUUGGACUCUUCGUAUCACAGCAGCAGCUGCUGCCAAUCGGCAGCUAACUCCUCAUCGCAAUCAACUUCACCUUCAUCCUCGUCACCCAACACGCCCACCAGUUCUAAUGGUAAUGGUAAUGGCGCAGGUAGUGCUAAUGCUAAUAGUGCCGCUAAUGCAGCACCCGUCGCUGCCUUGAGCGGGCAGCUGCCACCGCCGCCGGCUAGUCCAGUUGUUUUACUUCCGCAUGUGGGCGCCGUUGUAGGCAAUAGCGCUACCUCUGUGGGCAAUGUGCCAGUUUCACCCACUGGCGUUGUGCCGCAGCUAUAUCAGCGUCCCUCAACGCUACAUGGUCUUAAGCACAAGCUGCACGCAGCAGCCACUGGCGCUGGUGGCACGGCUGCCAGCAGCAAUGCGGGUGCAGGGUUGAAGACAUUGCACACUUCGAGCAGCAAUGCGCUACCCAACCGGCGCAAGUCUGUGGGUCAUAUACCGCUGUCACCUUUGGCGCGGACACCGUCGCCAUCGCCAUUGCCGUCGUCGCCAACUCGCUCACCAUCGCCGUUGGCCUUUCCACUGGUGGGUCAUCAGCCUGGCGCCUCCAAUACCACGCAGUCGUAUAGUCCAGGUAGCACGUUGCCCACGCUGCAGACAGCGGCAAGCGCCAGCAGCAAGAAGGCGGGAUUUGCACGAACCAAAUCUGCAGAGCCGAGCUCGCCAUUGUUGCGUCGCGCACUCUCGCCGGAUCGACUGCAUCCGCGCAGCGCAGAGACAAAAAUAUCACCGCUAUGCUGCUCACCGCCCAUUAAACAACAAACUCAACAUCAUCAGCAUCAGCGUGUUGUGGCGGCUACUUGGCGACCGGCUGCUGGUGGUGCUGGAGUUGGAGUUGGUGGAGCACCGCAGCAACAGCAGCAGCAGUUAGGCAACAGCAGCAGCACUGAGGAAUCUCAAAGACAAACAGCUUCUGCCAUAACAACAGCAGUGGCUAGUGGAGCAGCGUCAGCUUCAGUUGAUAAUCAAGCAACGAAUAAUGUAGCCAUAGCCAGCAGCUGUGAGCUCUUGCCACGCAUUGCCGAAGAGAAGGAUUCGCCUACUAGCAUACAGGACAGUAGCAGCGCGUCGGAGGUCUUUUUGCCGGCUAUUGAGGAGCAUGCUGAAGGCGAGACUUCAUCGCCCACGCAGACGCUGGAAAAGCCAUCGCCCAAAGCCGAUCAGCCUGACAAGGCCAAGAAGGCCGAAAUGGGUAAAAAUAAUGCGUCCAAAAAAUCUUCGAUUACAACGACUAGGCCGGUAAGCGCCAGUGAUUUCCCAUUAGCUAUGGGAGGAAGGGAGCCAUUGGCUUCAACACCGUCAACCACAGGCAAGGGAUCAGUAGCUACAGCAACAACAACAGACGCAACUUCGGCUGCCAAGCAGAAGAAGUAGCGCCAAAGAACUGGAUGUUUGUGUUUUAAAUUUCAUGUUUAGCGUAUCUAAAUGUUCAGUCUAAAUAUUUACAAAUCGAAACGAACGAAGAGUAAGCGAACAAAGUAGCUGCAGGAAUUUGAUAACUAUAUUCAAGCGAUUGUAUUGAAGACAACCUUAAAUGCAUGCUUUGGGCAGAACCAUAUAAAAUUAGCAAAGAAAAUUACUUAGAAAAUUGUGGAAAACUAGUAGUAUGUAGUAUCGUAUCUAACAAAAUUCCUAAUACAAAUUGUAAAUUAGUAAAAGAAAAAAAAAGAAGGAGAUCGCACUAGGAAUGUAAAGGCGGCAGCAGGCAAUUAUCAAUAUUGUAUUUGUAUAUAAAUGUAUAACAUUGAUAGAAUUAAAGUUCAGUAAGAAGAAUGGAAACGCCCAAGAAAUUUAACGCAACAAGCUGGUAACAGCUGAGUAAGGUAAAGCUAAAGUACGUAAAUAACCCGAAGCAGCUUGCUCAGUCAAAUAUUCAAGCGUUUUUUUGCGAAUCUAUAAUCUAUGCCGAAUUCAAUAUAUAUUGUAUUAAAUAAAUGUUAUAUGUGUGUA
This is a messenger RNA of Drosophila montana, 7509 nucleotides long. RefSeq names its product microtubule-associated serine/threonine (MAST) protein kinase dop (gene dop). The coding region runs from base 601 to 6933 and encodes 2110 amino acids. Lineage: Eukaryota; Metazoa; Arthropoda; Insecta; Diptera; Drosophilidae. Gene Ontology annotation, molecular function: protein serine/threonine kinase activity; magnesium ion binding; ATP binding. Gene Ontology annotation, biological process: intracellular signal transduction; peptidyl-serine phosphorylation. The record is from RefSeq and is a predicted model, not a curated record. The transcript has 11 exons.